AUGGCCCUCCUUGAAGCCUUGCGCGUGCCUUCAGAUGGCUUCCUUGCUCAGUUCUCGGGACGCCUGGCGUCGUAUCUGCUGAGUGGACGUGCUGCGGGGCGCAAGCAGAUCUGCCUGCAUGGGAGUCUAAACGGCUCCGUGGUGUUGCUGCCCGUCUAUUCGCCGCGGCGCCCCUGGCGCUGGUCCAGUGGCGACAUGCCCACGGGCUCAGAGUUGUCAGCGGCGCGACUGAGUCUGGUGGCGAUGUUGGCAACCUGGCGUGCUGGAGGCACUGUCGCCCCUGUGACGCCGGAGUUAUUGGAGCCCGCCAAGGACCAAGAAGGUCGUUUGCUGAUUCCUGAGCUCCGAUGGGAAAGCCGAGAAGUGCCUAGUGUCUUACAGCAAUGGCAGCCCAGUUUGAUCCUAUCCUUUGGUGCCCUGGACGACGUCUUCAGCCGCUCUGUAGCGCCUGGUGGCUGGCUACGGCGGGUGGAAUGCCUGCGGCUGAAGCUGCAGCUCGAGGGAGCUGAUGGAAGGUCCUUGAGGGUCAGCUCGGCGAGCUCGGCACCCUUCAAGAACGAUGUGGCGCUGGAUCUCUCAGAUGUGGCGAUCAGUUUGGCGAAUGGCCACCAGGUCUCCUUUGAGGAUUUGUUCACGGCUGUGGAGGACCCGGCAGGUCAUCUCCCCACCGGGGACGACGCCACGAACCUCGUGCGCCUGCUGCGCCUGGCGCCGCGGCGCUUCCCCCGGCGCCACAACGCCGGCGUCGCCCCGCGGAUCCAACGAAGGGCGCCGCGGGCCACGGAGUGGACGGCGGUGGAUGCCUUGGAUCCAACGAGACAAGGGAGGACCUUGGAUGGUGAAGUCUACUACUGGAACCGCGCCACCAACGAAACCACCUGGCAGCGGCCCUGGGGGGGUCGUCGCUCCUCCGCGCGCUCCACGGCCUGGCAGCGGGCGACCGCCACUGGGGCGCGGUGUCGCCCGCGCCAGCGACGCGGAGAGCGGCGUCGGUUGGGCUUGAGCCUGGAAUUGCUGGGUCAGGGAACGAUCCGAAGACAACUUCGAAUCCGCGAAAGGGCCCUGAAGUCCCACCGGGGCCCAUGCUUCACCGAACCGGAAGCCACCGAACGACGCCAUUGUGGCGAAGUCAAUCCAUUUGAGAUGUCGUUUUUGAGGCUGGCCAUCGGCUGUUUGCUGUGGUGCAGCCAAGGUGAGUUGGCCUGGGACAAUCCCAUAGAAGAGCUGGAAAUCCAACGACUCCAGCUCCUGCAGAUUCAGAUCGGCUUCGUAGGGCCAGAUGAUCAGGAUCCCAAUAUCAUUCGACCGAAGCCCAAGAAAAAGUCGGCGGUAGCCUAUGAGCCGUAUCGACCACGGCUGGCGGAUCAAGCCUUCAUCCCAAGCGUGGCCUUUCUGUUGGGCGUCGCCACCUUCACCUUGGGACACAAGACCUUAGGCAUGCUGGCGGUGUACUUUGCCGGGCAAUCUAGCUUCGCUCUGUACAUGAAGCUGGUCCUGUCAGAGGAAACCAUCUCCAGAGAGCUGAAUUUGAGGGGAAUGCCUGCUGCUUUUCUGGUCACAGCCAUCCAACAAGUCGUGGCUUUCUGUGCUUUGGGACUGGGGAUGUUGGUGCUGCAUUUUUCACCUCAUCCCUAUGUGCCUCGAAAACUAACGACUCUCAACGAAGUCCUGGCGGUGCUGUUCUUUGCUUUGGCCGUGGCAGUGAACAUUGGCCUCAACAACUUCAGUAUGUCACUGUUGCCUGUCUCUCUGAAUAUGGUGAUUCGCUCCUGCAUUCCAUUGGUGACACUGCUUCUGCAGCAACUGGCGCGAGGCUUACAACUUUUGGACACCACCCCAGCCACCUGUUGGGACGCCUUGGUGAUGUCAGUGGGCGUGGCCGGCGCCGCCAUCACGGCACUGGCGGAGAGUGAAACGAAGAAUGAGGAAACGCAGCAGGGCCAUUUGGGGAUUGGUGUGCUGAUGUGUUGUUUGGGCGACAUUGCUGCAGCCACCACUCUGGUCUUGGCAGCUGCCUUCAGCUCCACAUUGAAGCCGCCAUUGUCACCCCUUGAUACGGUCUUCUACACAGCUUUACCCUGCGCUCUGGCACUCCUUCCUGCGUCUUUGUACGCCUCGCAUCCCAUCAACUGGCCCAAUGCUGGAACACUGACGGAUUGGGAGGUGUAUCAACGAGUUCAUCAGUUGAAUCCAGGGACCAUUCUCUUGGUGAUUUUCUCGGGCGUGGUCUCAGCAGGAUAUAACUUCAUUCAGUACACCGUGGUGCAGACUUUGUCGGCGAGCCAUGCGGCCUUUGCGGGCAACUUCAACAAAGCCGCCACCAUUUCCUUGUCAAUCUUUUUGGGACUGGAACUCCUACCAGGAGGCCAAUGGAGCUAUGUGAUGGUCCUGGGAAUCUGUGGAAACAUCGUGGCCUUUACCACCUGGAGCUACAUGCAAGCCAUUCGCGCGCCAAAGAACGUGGAGAAUGGUGAUUUGCGCUGAAUCCGCGAUUAAAAAAAUGGACGGCUGCGACGUGGAUAAUUC
Molecule: messenger RNA, 2526 nt
Organism: Cladocopium goreaui
Lineage: Eukaryota; Dinophyceae; Suessiales; Symbiodiniaceae
Source: the annotation of a GenBank genome assembly